AUGCCAGCGUUACAUACGCCACAGCCAAGACGUAAGUGUGUCGCGUACCGCUUAGGCAGCGUUGAGUAUGAGACUGCGUGGGACUGGCAGAAGCAACUUAUCCAGGAGCGUGUGCUGGCUACACGUUCUGGUCAGUCCUUGGAAAAGGAUGCGGUGCUUAUUUUGGAACAUCCGAGCGUGUAUACAAUAGGUCGAGGUGGCACCAUGAAUAAUGUGAAAUUUGACUCAGAGAAGGAGCACGUCAAGUUAGUUCGAGUUGACCGCGGAGGCGAAGUCACAUACCAUGGCCCCGGGCAAGUUGUAGUCUAUCCGAUACUGGAUUUGACACAGUACAAAAAAGACUUGCACUGGUACCUCCGCCAGGUUGAAGAAGUGGUAAUUCGCACCCUCGCCAAGUUUGACAUCAAAGGCAAGCGUAUGAACGGACUUACUGGAGUCUGGGUCGGGGAAAAGUCAGGGACUUGCACGUCUUAUGAAAUGCGCAAGAUUUGUGCAAUCGGAACGCAUGCAAGUCGCUGGGUGACCAUGCAUGGCUUUGCGCUGAACGUCAAGACGGAUUUAGGCGCGUUUGAUCAAAUCAUUCCGUGUGGUAUUGAUGAUUAUGGUGUCACGAGCAUGGAUCGCAUUCGGCCAGACACGACAAUUAGAGAUGUGCAGGAUGCUACUAUCGAGGCAAUCAGCGAGAUUUUUCAGCUUGAUAUCGAAGAUGUUGAGGCUAAGACGCCUUUUUAG
Plasmopara halstedii is the source of this 732-nucleotide messenger RNA. Its product is annotated as lipoyl transferase. Gene Ontology annotation, molecular function: lipoyl(octanoyl) transferase activity. The transcript has a single exon. The coding region runs from base 1 to 732 and encodes 243 amino acids. Gene Ontology annotation, biological process: protein lipoylation. Lineage: Eukaryota; Oomycota; Peronosporomycetes; Peronosporales; Peronosporaceae. The record is from RefSeq and is a predicted model, not a curated record. Gene Ontology annotation, cellular component: mitochondrion.